UUUGAAUUUUUGAUUAAUGGCUGAUGAUAGGAACGAUGCAACUUCUUAGAAUAAUAAUUUCAUCUUUUUAAAUACUUCUGAGUAGGGAAUUAAUGAAAAUGUUCAAAGUUAGAAAUUCAGAAAAAAAAAAUUAAAGACUAUUUAUUCAAAAGUAAAAUAUUGGAUUAGUCUAGAGGAUUUGAUAAGGAAGAAAAUAGUUGGUUGUAGAAUAUAUACAAAUGAGUUAAAUGGACAAUUUCCAUACGAAAAAAGUAUGGAUUUAAUUAAUUAGAUAAAAUUUGCAGAAUAUGCAUAUAAGAUGAUUAAUCUUCACAAUUCAUUUCACCAUGUAAAUGUAAAGGUUCAACAGAGUUUGUCCAUGAAGAAUGCUUAAAAAUGUGGGUUUUAUAAUAAUUCGGUGUGAAUAAGAUAUUUAAUCGAGAAGUAGUAGUUUUAUAAAUAUAUUUUUAGUUAUACUGCGAAAUUUGUAAAUAUAAAUUAGAAUAUAGAGUAAAUUUUGUUAAUCGAUUUGAUAUGUUUCAAAUCAGAAAUAUCAAAUUGUCAACAAAACUUUGCUGGAUCAUUCAGGUAAUCAUUAUGGCAUUAUGCAUUUAUGCAUAAAUUUCAAUCGUCCAAAGAUUUGGAAUCAAUUCUUUGUCAACAAUCUCAAUAUUUAUAGCAAUCUGUUUGGUAAUCCUUGUGAUAAUUAUACAAUUUUGCUUUAGUGUUUUAUCAGCUGUUAAAAUAGAAAUGGUGGAGAAGUGGGAAUUUUAUAAUUAUAAGCCUUCUUGUAGAAUUUUGAAUGGCCAACUUGAAAUGCCUGGCAAUUUUUUAAAGGUCAAUUUGAUUCACUGUCUUUGA
Molecule: messenger RNA, 840 nt
Organism: Paramecium octaurelia
Lineage: Eukaryota; Ciliophora; Oligohymenophorea; Peniculida; Parameciidae
Source: the annotation of a GenBank genome assembly